GAACUUCAUCCGAUGAAACAAAAGUGGACAUAUUGGUACUUAAACAAUGAUUCCCAAGCAAGAUGGGAAGAUCGUCUCAAGCCUGUUUACACUUUUUCAACUGUUGAGGAGUUUUGGGCGUCACUGAUGCAGGUAAAGAAUGGAAGUCCUGGUGAUGUUUUGGACUCGAUUUGGUUGGAACUUCUCCUUGCUAUGACUGGAGAACAGUUUGGGGAUGAUUCGGAUCUUAUCUGUGGUCUUGUCUGUAAUGUUCGCGAAAAGGGUAGCAAGAUAAAAAUGUGGACUAAGGAUUGGAAAGAAGAGGAAGGAAAUAUGCGAAUAGGUUUCAAGAACCAUAACAAGACCACCCAAAUGAAUUACGAUUAA
Molecule: messenger RNA, 366 nt
Organism: Strongylus vulgaris
Lineage: Eukaryota; Metazoa; Nematoda; Chromadorea; Rhabditida; Strongylidae
Source: the annotation of a GenBank genome assembly